This is a messenger RNA of [Torrubiella] hemipterigena, 1913 nucleotides long. The record is from the annotation of a GenBank genome assembly. Lineage: Eukaryota; Fungi; Ascomycota; Sordariomycetes; Hypocreales; Clavicipitaceae.
CCACCGCCAUUUUUCUUCUACCAAAGACAACACGCAACCAGAAAUUCCUGCGAAUUGUCAACACAAUGGCCACCAAACACACAAUUGACAGCGACGCUGAGCGUCCUACCAAGAAGAGCAAGGUUGUCGCCGCCGACGACGCCGAAAAGGCCAGACUCAAGAAGGAAAAGAAGGACAAGAAGCGCGAGAAGAAGGAGAAGCGCAAGGCCGAGGCCGAAGCUGAGGAUGAUGCUGAGCCCGAGACCACCGCCAAUGCCGCCGAUGAACUGAGCGAGGAGCAGAAAAAGGCCGACAAGGCCGCCCGAAAGGCUGCUAAAAAGGCCAAGAAGGAGAAGAAGGCCGCCGCCGCCGCCAACGAGACCGAGGAGGAGAAGCCUGCCAAGAAGCAAAAGGCUGUUUCUGCUUCUUCUUCGGGCUCAUCGAAAUACGAGCAAACCGACGCCCUCUCCAGCAUCCCUCAGGCCGACAUCGACGCCUUCCUCUCCACCAACCAGAUUGUCAUCACCGACCCCCGAACAAAGACCAACACCCUGCGCCCCAUCACCGAGUUCUCGCAGAUCCCCGCGACUGCCCUCGUUGCCAAGAACCCCUUCUCCAAGUACACCAAGCCCACGCCCAUCCAGUCGGCUUCAUGGCCCUUCACUCUGUCUGGUCGUGACGUCGUUGGUGUUGCCGAGACCGGCUCCGGCAAGACCAUGGCCUUUGCUCUGCCUUGCAUCGAGGCCGUCUCUGGCAUCGCCUACAAGGGCACCAAGGCCGUCAUUGUCUCGCCUACUCGUGAGCUUGCCAUGCAGACCCACGAGCAAAUGGCCGCCGUUGCCAAACUUGUCGGCCUCAAGUGCGUGUGCCUCUACGGCGGCGCCUCCAAGGACGACCAGCGCAACCUUCUUAGCUACGGCGCCGAUGUCAUUGUCGCCACGCCCGGCCGUCUCAAGGACUUCAUGUCUGACGGCACUGUCGACUUGAGCCGCGCCCAGUUUGUCGUGCUCGACGAAGCCGAUCGCAUGCUCGACAAGGGUUUCGAGGAGGACAUUAAGCAGAUUCUUGGCGAGUGCCCUGCCCGCGAGAAGCGCCAGACGCUCAUGUUCACAGCCACCUGGCCUUACUCGGUGCAGUCGCUGGCCUCUACCUUCAUGGUUGAGCCUGUCAAGAUCACCAUUGGCAGCGGCGGCAAGGAGACUGAGAACGGCAGCGUCGAGUUGCAGGCCAACACGCGCAUUACCCAGCACGUCGAGGUCCUCGAUCCCAAGGACAAGGAGUACCGCCUGAUGCAGGUGCUCAAGGAGCACCAGCAGGGCAGCAAGAAGAACGACCGUAUUCUGGUAUUCUGCCUGUACAAGAAGGAAGCUACCCGUGUGGAGAUGAUGCUCCAGCGCAAGGGCGUCAAGGUCUGCGGUAUCCACGGCGAUUUGCGCCAGGAGCAGCGUACCCGCAGUCUCGAGGCCUUCAAGAGCGGCGAGACGCCCGUCUUGGUCGCUACCGAUGUUGCCGCCCGUGGUCUCGAUAUCCCCGAGGUGAAGCUUGUCAUUAACGUCACUUUCCCUUUGACCAUCGAGGACUACGUCCACCGUAUCGGCCGUACCGGUCGUGCCGGUAAGACUGGUGAGGCCAUCACCUUCUUCACUGUCCAGGACAAGCCUCACUCUGGAUCUCUUGUCAACAUUCUCAAGGGCGCCAACCAAAAGGUUCCCGACGAGCUGCUCAAGUUCGGCACCAUUGUCAAGAAGAAGACUCACGACAUGUACGGAUCCUUCUUCAAGGACGUCGACAUGAACCAGAAGGCGACCAAGAUCACGUUCGAUUAAAAGUGCAUAUAAUGUCAAAAAGUUUUAUUUGGGGUAUAUUUUCAAAGGUGUUCUUUGCUUUCUUUUCUAGUAGUUUGCCGCAACGAUACUUUUUCGUUUGUAGUAUUG